This is a messenger RNA of Ilyonectria robusta, 617 nucleotides long. RefSeq lists its product as uncharacterized. Lineage: Eukaryota; Fungi; Ascomycota; Sordariomycetes; Hypocreales; Nectriaceae. The transcript is spliced from 4 exons. The record is from RefSeq and is a predicted model, not a curated record. Bases 50 to 289 code for a protein of 79 amino acids.
CCGCAAUCAGGCCUCCAUUCCAUUUUCUUACGGCACAACCUCUACCAUCAUGUGUAACUAUAUCUACAAGGAGCUGGGAUGUCAGCAUCACUACCACCUCGUGGAGUCAUGGUGCCCCAAGUACAUCGAGACAGAACGUAGAUGUCCGCCCACCAUUGUGAGCAAACAAUAUUGGGGGGAUGAUAUCUGCGCGGCGUGCCGUGAGGAACAACAACCCGGCAAAAACCCGUGGGCGAAAGCAACCCAACGACCACCGAUGGGAGAAGCGUAUUGCGAGGCCGAAAGAUGAAUAAGUUACACACCACCACUUUCGGCACAAUGAAGAAUGAGAGAAGGAACCUGUACGGUAUCAAUUUAGAGAGCAAGCGGCGCCAAUAGGCGGGAACUGACGGGGAUGAUAGGUCACCACCAGGGAUUGCAGGGCCAUCUCGGUAGUGCCACCUCUCUGAUCGGGAGAUUCAGUCGGCAACUUACCAAGCUCCUGACCUCCAAUUUGCUUCGGUCAGUUUGGAGUGAUGACUGAGAAAUUUUGGUCACCGUUCAGGGGCAACAGGAUAUAUGUGGGCGCAAGAGGAGUAUGUCUUUGUGUUAGUUAAUAAAGUGCAACUGAUAUGCGU